AUGGUUAUCGUGUAUUAUUUUCUUUACAAUCGAUUAGCCGGUGUUGCAAUACGUGCUUGUGUCGAUCGAGAGUACAUGUUAGCCAUGGAGGCGCAGGGCGGGGGCCGUGAUACCCGUUUUAAUUUAGGCUAUAACAUGUCUAUGCUGAGCGGUGAAAGCUCUCCGGACAUGUACUCAGGACACGGCCGGGCAUCGAGCUCUUUGAACACCGCCAUUGCCCGCAAUUCAUUAUUACCAACUUCGUGUAAUGUUGGAAUCCCAAGAGGGAUCAAAAGGACAUCUUCGGAUGUGUGUUUCGAUCAAGAAGUUACGGGCGGAAGACCGAUGACAUCUCAACCCCUGUCCAUCAAUACAGACAUUAGUUCGGAACUUGUGGACGAUGGGUACACCCAAGUACAACAAAGUAAGAAAACCCCUCCGCCCAAUGGUAAAAAGACUAAGGGACGGGUCAAAAUUAAAAUGGAAUACAUAGACAACAAACUUAGGAGAUAUACCACUUUUUUUAAGAGAAAGACUGGAAUUAUGAAAAAGGCUUACGAACUGUCCACAUUAACGGGCACACAAGUCAUGUUGCUGGUAGCAUCAGAAACUGGUCAUGUAUAUACAUUUGCGACUCGCAAACUUCAGCCUAUGAUAACAUCAGAGGCUGGAAAAGCUUUAAUUCAAACUUGUCUUAAUUCUCCGGAUCCGGCUCCAUCUUCGGUCGGCGGAGACCAAAGGAUGUCGGCGACGGGAUUCGAAGAAACGGAGCUGACUUAUAAUAUAAGCGACGAGGAGCAAAAAGUAAGACAGCUUGUUUACGGGGGUAGCCCUCACUCGCACCAGCACAUGGGUCAGCAGCAUUUGCAACAUUAUCCCGGGAGUCCUCAUCAUCAGCAUCACAUGAUGGGACCUCCCCAUCCUCACGCCCAAAGUCCUCCUUCGCAUCUCAUUCCCUGUUCGAGUCCGUCGCCGAUGAUGGGAACGGGUUACGGUCAACCUUCUUGUCCGUCCCCUUUACCACACUCAGGGUAUCCUCCGCCUCAUCCUCACAUGUCUCAUUCUCAUCCGCAAAGAUGA
Pediculus humanus corporis (human body louse) is the source of this 1059-nucleotide messenger RNA. Its product is annotated as Pheromone receptor transcription factor, putative. The coding region runs from base 1 to 1059 and encodes 352 amino acids. Lineage: Eukaryota; Metazoa; Arthropoda; Insecta; Psocodea; Pediculidae. Gene Ontology annotation, molecular function: RNA polymerase II cis-regulatory region sequence-specific DNA binding; protein dimerization activity; DNA-binding transcription factor activity, RNA polymerase II-specific. Gene Ontology annotation, biological process: positive regulation of transcription by RNA polymerase II. The record is from RefSeq and is a predicted model, not a curated record. The transcript is spliced from 3 exons.